This is a messenger RNA of Nematolebias whitei (Rio pearlfish), 5620 nucleotides long. It is a transcript of the gene nsd3, whose product is annotated as nuclear receptor binding SET domain protein 3. The coding region runs from base 542 to 5350 and encodes 1602 amino acids. The record is from RefSeq and is a predicted model, not a curated record. Lineage: Eukaryota; Metazoa; Chordata; Actinopteri; Cyprinodontiformes; Rivulidae. Gene Ontology annotation, cellular component: chromatin; nucleus. Gene Ontology annotation, biological process: regulation of DNA-templated transcription. The transcript is spliced from 25 exons. Gene Ontology annotation, molecular function: protein binding; histone H3K36 methyltransferase activity.
GUAUCGAUAUUAUUAAUACAGUUAGCUCCGCCCACCAGCAAAGAAAACUACAGAUCCCAGAAUGCCACUGUUGACCCCUGCAGCCCGCAUCUUGCUGACGAUUUGGCGCUGUGCUGAGAACUGAGGAGCAGCAGGGCUUGGAAAAAUAAAAAAUAAAAAAACGCGAGGAGCGCUUUUGUGAAACUGAGGAAAGAGGGAGCUAGAGAUUAGAUUUAAGAAGGUUGUUCGUCUCGGACGGGGCUCCGACUAAAUGCUGGGGUCUUUACAUUGACGAAGAGCCAGGCUUUGGGAUUGGGUAGCGACCAGCUAGCGUAACACCCCUCCUCCUCAUCCUCAUCCUCUCUCUUCUCUGUUGAGAAUUGCGUUAAAACGAAAAGGAAAGGCCUCGACUUUUGUCAAUAUCGCAGUGUUGUUUUUUUUAUUUUUGUUUCUCCCUGUAGAUUAAACGAAGAACUAUUGCUGGCAGGUGUAUGUGUUUAGAAUGGGACACGCUGAAGGUCCAGUCAAAGAAAAAGACAGUUAAGGAUGCAGGAGCCCAACAAUGGAUUUCUCCCUCUCUUUCAUGCAAGGGAUCAUGGGAAAUACAAUUCAGCAACCCCCUCAGCUCAUUGACUCAGCCAACAUCAGACAGGAAGGCACCUGUGACACCGGCAGUGACCCGGGUGAGGAUAGUGGUCCAUCCUAUGAUGCUGCCCUGGAUGCAGAGUUCUCUUACCCACCAUCAGCCUCGGAGGACAUGCCGCAGGUCCCCAAUGGCUACCCCCCUGGUCUGGCGAUGUACGAGCCCCAGGCCAAGUUUUCAAUGUUCUCACAGUUCCCCAAUGGCUCAGCUAAUGGUUACGGGGCUUUACGGAGCUACGGGGAGCACGGCCUCCUGCCAGGGGAGGGAACUGUCCUGAGAGGCCCUGGUCUACAAGAGAGACCUCUGUCUCCUGUGUCUCCCCCGCUGCCAACACAUCAUCCACAUCUCCAUCACCACCCCCAUCACCACCACCACGUGCACCCCUUCCACUCAAACCCACCUCAUAUACAGACACAUUCGCACCCGCAGAGUCCUCCACCUCCACCUCUGCCCCCACAGCACCACCUGUCCCAGACACCUCACAUCAUGACCCACAACCUCCAACCUCCUCCUCUGUUACACCUCCCAUCCUCAAGCCCUCCUCCCUCCCUGGUGGACAGUACUCCCUCAUCUCAACAUGUCCAUGCUCCAACCAACACCACCGGUGGGGUGCUGAAGAAAACCAGCUCCCCAGAGAUCAAGCUGAAGAUCAUAAAGACGUAUCAGAACGGGAAAGAGCUGUUUGAAUCCGCGCUGUGUGGAGAUCUGCUGCAGGAGCUGCAGAAGGAGUCUCAGAAGAACGAGGCCACUCCCAUGCAACGGAGACAUGAAAGGAAGAAGGAGAAAAGGAAAAAGAGUGCAAGGUUGCAGCUGCAGGUUCAGAAACAGGAUCUGGACCAGAGCCAAGUGCAAGCAGGUACAACGGGUCAGACAGAGGACACCACUGACCAGCCUCAGCCAACAGAACCGCCGCCCGUUCAGACAGAGAAGCCUCCAAAAACAGUCAUAAAAGCUGAACCAAAGACACCAAAGGUUCCUAAAGUUCAUCAUCCAUCAGUGAUUCAAGAGACUGGUUUCUGUAAGGAGUUUGUGAUCGGAGACUUGGUGUGGUCCAAGGUGGGCACUUACCCCUGGUGGCCCUGCAUGGUCUCCUCUGACCCACAGAUGAAGGUCCACACUCGCAUUAACACCAGAGGUCACAGAGAAUAUCAUGUCCAGUUCUUUGGCAGCGUUGCCGAGCGAGCGUGGAUUCACGAGAAGAGGAUAGUCACGUACCAGGGGAAGCAGCAGUUUGAUGAGCUUCAGGCAGACACUCUACGCAAAACGUCAAACCCUGUAGAGAGGCAAAAACUUCUAAAGCCGAUUCCUCAGCGGGAGCGCUCCCAGUGGGAGGUGGGAGUGGGCCAUGCUGAGGACGCCUUCCUCAUGACACGCCAGGAGCGAAUUGACAACUACACCUUUAUCUACGUUGACCCGGACCCCGAUGAAGCCCCACCCAGCAAGAAACCCACGACCAAAGCGGAAAAACGAAACCGACGCUCCAGUGGCUCCAUCAGUAAGAAGGAGGAUGUUGGAGUGAAGUCCCCGGACAGGGAGCAGCCGCCGCGACGGCAGCUGCCACGGAGACAGUGCAGCAUUUCAAACACCGAGGAAAACUCCAACGCACAACCACUGGGGGAACAGAAGAGCCAGAAGGGGGACCACAAUAAGUCACCAAAACAGAGCUCUGGCUCGGAGGAUCAAGUUCAACAGGACUCGCCGAAGCCACCUGUCAGGGCCUGGAAAACAGCAGCUGCCAGGAAGCUGCUGCCUCUCUCCAUCACAAUGAAGAGGCUGAAUGUGGAGAUCACAAAGUGUGACUGGCCUCUCCUGCAGAAAAAUUCCACCGUGUCCCCAAAAAAGGUCAAAGAAGAGGGAAAGGAAGAGAGAGUGGAGAGGGAGGCCCGGCAGCCUGAUCUGGGAUACUGCUCACCUGAGCAGGACAGCAGAGCUAAACCUGAGCCUAGCCCUGAGGAGGAGGAAGAGGAGGAGGGCGAUGAAGGGGAGGAAGAGGGGGAUGAGAGGAGAAGCUCCCCUGUGAGUCGAAGGAGCGAGGAAGGGGGAAUUCAGCAUACCUCUUCUCCUGGAUCACCCAACAGCAGUCCACAAGGCUCUCAGGAGAGGAAACCUCAGCGGCGGUCAGUCAGGAGCAGGUCUGAGUCAGAGAGAGGGAUCGAUCCCAUCCCGAAAAAGAAAACCAAAAAAGAACAGGCUGAGCUGGCUCCAGAGACUACGCUGAAAACGGGUUCACAGAAAGGAGCCAGCGAGAUCUCGGAUGCAUGCAAGCCCCUGAAGAAGCGAAGCAGAGCGUCGACAGAUGUAGAAAUGGCUUUGUCUCAGUACAGAGACACAUCGGAUUCUGACUCCAGGGGGCUCAACGACCCACAGGGUUUAUUUGGGAAGAGUCUCGACAGUCCAGCAGCGGCAGAUGCAGACGCUUCAGAUACUCAGUCUGUGGAUUCUGGUUUGUCUCGUCAGGACAGCAGCACCGAAAAGACAGACACUGUGUGCCAGAUCUGCGAGGUGUACGGAGAAGGUUUAGUCGUGUGUGAGGGGGACUGCAGCCGGCAGUUUCACCUGGAGUGUCUUGGUCUGUCGUCUCCACCUGAAGGUCGAUUCAUCUGCACUGAAUGUAAAAAUGGCAAUCAUCCUUGUUUUAGCUGCAAAUCAGCUGGUCGGGAGGUAACCCGCUGCUCGGUCUCUGGAUGUGGUUGUUAUUAUCACAAGGAGUGCGUUCGGAAACUCCCGGGCACCACCAUCAGCUCCAGUGGAGGCUUCUGCUGCCCACAGCACAGCUGCUCAACGUGCUGCCUGGAGAGAGACGUGCAACGAGCCAGUAAAGGUCGUCUUAUACGUUGUAUCCGCUGCCCGUUGGCGUACCACCCUGGCGACAGCUGCUUGGCAGCAGGCAGCGUCAUCCUCACGCAUCACAUCAUGAUCUGCAGCAAUCACGGCAGCGCCAAGAAGAACGGACUCCUCAGCUCCCCAGUCAACGUGGGCUGGUGCUUUCUGUGUGCCAGAGGGCUGUUAGUGCAAGACCUUACUGACACCAUAUUAAGUUCAUAUGCCUAUAAGUCCCACUACCUUCUGACUGAGUCAAAUCGUGCUGAGUUGAAAUUACCUAUGAUUCCCUCUCCUUCGUCAGCUACCAAAAAGAAUGUUGGGAAAGGAGGCAAGUUGCUGUGCUGCGACUCAUGCCCAGCUUCCUUCCACCCUGAGUGUCUGGAGAUGGAGAUGCCUGAAGGUGCCUGGUCCUGCAGUGAUUGCAGGGCAGGGAAGAAACCUCACUACAAACAAAUUGUCUGGGUCAAACUGGGCAACUACAGGUGGUGGCCGGCGGAGAUCUGCAAUCCUCGUUUGGUGCCAUCAAACAUUCAGAGCCUUCGCCAUGAUAUCGGUAACUUCCCCGUCUUCUUCUUUGGCUCCCACGACUACUACUGGAUCAACCAAGGUCGGGUCUUUCCCUACGUGGAGAAUGACAAGAACUUUGUGACGGGUCAAAUUAACAUCAACAAAACCUUCAAGAAAGCUCUGGAAGAAGCGGCCCGGAGGUUUCAGGAGCUUAAGGCUCAAAGGGAGAGCAGGGAGGCUCUAGAGCAGGAACGUAACUCUCACAAACCUCCACCAUACAAAUCCAUCAAGUCCAACAAGCCAGUGGGUAAAGUGCAGUUGCAUGUGGCUGACUUGUCAGAAAUCGCACGAUGUAACUGCAAACCUACAGACGAGCAUCCAUGCAGCCUCGACUCUCAAUGUCUCAACCGCAUGCUUCAGUACGAGUGUCAUCCACAGGUGUGCCCUGCAGGAGACAGAUGUGAGAAUCAGUGUUUCUUCAAGCGGUUGCACGCAGAAACUGAGGUAUUAAAGACGGAGGGGUGCGGCUGGGGCCUUAAGACAAACCAAGCCCUCAGAAAGGGGGACUUUGUGAUUGAAUACGUGGGAGAGGUUAUAGACACUGAGGAGUGCCAGCAGCGAAUCAAACGAGCUCAUGAAAAUCACGUGACCAAUUUCUACAUGCUAACACUCACCAAGGAUCGUGUGAUAGACGCUGGCCCAAAAGGAAACUCGUCUCGUUUCAUGAACCACAGCUGCAGUCCAAACUGUGAAACCCAAAAGUGGACGGUGAACGGAGACGUGCGCAUUGGGCUCUUUGCGCUCUAUGAUAUUGAGGCUGGCACAGAGCUGACCUUCAACUACAACCUGCACUGUGUGGGCAACAGGAGGAUGUCCUGUCACUGUGGAUCUGACAACUGCUCUGGAUUCCUCGGAGUACAGCCAACGAGUGUUGUGGUGACGGAGAAAGAGGAGAAGGCCAAGAACGCCAAAAUGAAGCCGAAGAAGCGGAAGCUCCGGCUGGAGGGAAAACUCACACACGAGUACUUCUGUUUUUGUUGUGGAGAAGGAGGAGAACUGGUGAUGUGCGACAGGAAAGACUGUCCGAAAGCGUAUCACCUACUGUGUCUCAACCUCACCAAGCCGCCAUACGGACGCUGGGAAUGCCCGUGGCAUGACUGCAGUGUGUGCGGCGCCCUGGCCUCGUCGCUCUGUGACUUCUGCCCUCGUUCCUUCUGUCGGGACCACGAGACGGGGGCGCUCACCACCUCCUCCCUGGAUGACCGCCCCUGUUGCAGCAGCCACAACCCGCUCAGUCCGCUUGGCUCCAGCUCCAGCUCGGCCCAGCCGCGCCGCCACGCUCUGAGUCCCGUCAGGGUCAAAGAGGAGCCAGAGGCGGGCCAGGCGACCAAAGAGUGAUGCUGUAACUUCCUACAAUACCUCAUUCCCAGCCAAGUGCUCUCUGAUCUUCAGUGGUGCACCUCAGCAUGGGAUUCAGUGUUUGUUUGUUUUUUUUGACCAGUGUGACGGCCAAAAUUCAGAGCCAACUGAUGAACACCUCGAAGCUGUUUGCUGCAGCUAAAGUGAUGACAGAGAAGUGACCAAGCAUAAAUGUGCGCUGUUUUCUUUCCUCGUUUGCCAUGAAAGACCAGUUCACUCUCUGCAGCUUGCCUGGUCCCAUCGUCGGGU